Messenger RNA from Clonostachys rhizophaga, 1818 nucleotides. NCBI's taxonomy places the organism in Eukaryota, Fungi, Ascomycota, Sordariomycetes, Hypocreales, Bionectriaceae. The record is from the annotation of a GenBank genome assembly.
AUGUUGCGACCCCAAGCAAACGCUACUCGCGAGCUCCUAUCGCUCGAUGGCGUUUGGAACUUUCAACUGGUAGCCUCGGCAGAUGUUGAAUCUGAGGCGCCCUGGGAAAACGUCAUCCCAUCAAGACUACAAGUGCCUGUCCCGGCCAGCUACAAUGAUAUCUUCUCAGAUGACGGCAUCAAGGACCAUGUCGGAUGGGUGACGUACCAGCGUUUCGUGACAGUCCCUCGUGGAUGGGCUGGCACUCGAAUCUUUAUCCGUCUCGAUGCCGCUACACACCAGGGGCGGGUUUACAUCAACGACACCUUUGUCACUGAGCACGUUGGAGGAUACACUCCCUUCGAGGCCAAUAUAACUCAUCUUGUUUCCGCCGGUGAGAAGGUCCGGCUCACAAUCUUGGUCAAUAACGAGCUUACCUGGGACACUAUACCGCCUGGCAGAAUCGAGGUUUUGGAAAACGGCAAACGCAAGCAGAACUACCAGCAUGAUUUCUUUAACUACGCUGGCCUGGCUCGUUCCGUCUGGCUAUAUUCAACACCCGAGCUGGCUAUCAGUGACGUGGCUGUGACUGCAGACCUAGUCGAAAGCGAAACGGGCAUUGUCAACUUCGAGAUUGAGUCAAGCCAGCCACUACCUGAGAACAGUUUCAGGGUCUCGUUAGUGAACGAGGAUGAAGUAGUAGUAGCACAAGUGACUGGGAAAAAAGGUCAAUUGACCAUCAAAUCCGUGACACCAUGGGCACCUGGUGCGGCCUAUCUCUAUCGACUGCGUGCAGAAAUCAUUCCCGAAGAGGCUGCGGCCGACAUUAUCGAUGUCUACGAACUUAGUGUUGGAAUCCGCUCAAUCAAGGUUAAAGGCAACAAGUUUUACAUCAACGAAAAGCCUUUCUACUUCACAGGCUUCGGUAAACACGAGGAUUCUCCCGUGCGAGGAAGGGGGCAUGAUGCGGCAUUCAUGAUCCAUGAUUAUCGCCUGAUGAAAUGGAUGGGCGCAAAUUCCUUCCGUACCUCUCACUACCCCUAUGCGGAGGAGGUACUUGACUAUGCCGACCGACAUGGUGUGGUCGUCAUCGAUGAGACAGCUGCGGUUGGUCUUCACUUGGGUAUCAAUGGCGGUAUCUUUGGUGGUAAACAGCCUCCUACCUUCUCCCCCGACACGAUCAACGAGAGAACUCGAGAAGCACAUGCUCAGAAUAUCCGAGAGCUUAUUGCGCGAGAUAAACAUCAUCCAUCGGUUGUCAUGUGGUCGCUUACCAACGAACCAGCUGCUAGUGAGGAGGGAGCGCGCCAGUACUUCGAGCCUUUGGUAGCCUUGGCCCGACAACUUGAUCCUCAUCGACCCAUGUGCUACUCGAACAUGAUCCAUUCCAGCCCUGAUGCGGAUCGCAUUGCAGAUCUGUUUGAUGUGGUAGGUAUCAACCGAUAUUACGGCUGGUAUACCCAAACUGGAGACCUUGAGGCUGCAGAGAUCAUGCUAGAGAAGGAGCUUCGUGGAUGGGCAGCUAAAUAUGGCCAGCCACUCAUCAUGACUGAAUAUGGCACAGACACUGUGGCUGGACUGCACGCCGUCGGCGAUUUACCGUGGAGCGAGGAGUACCAAUGCCGCUUCUUGGAGAUGUACCACCGUGUGUUUGACCGUGUCGAUAGUGUUGUAGGAGAGCAUGUUUGGAAUUUUGCAGACUUCCAGUGCCCCCCUAGGAUAGUGAGGGUCGACGGGAACAAGAAGGGCGUAUUCACGCGGGACCGGAAGCCCAAGGGUGCCGCCCACCUGCUGAGGACACGCUGGACAGGGGAGAAGUCUCAAACCCACGGCGAUUGA